Messenger RNA from Hemicordylus capensis (graceful crag lizard), 7650 nucleotides. RefSeq names its product HCK proto-oncogene, Src family tyrosine kinase (gene HCK). Gene Ontology annotation, biological process: cell surface receptor protein tyrosine kinase signaling pathway; innate immune response; cell differentiation. Lineage: Eukaryota; Metazoa; Chordata; Lepidosauria; Squamata; Cordylidae. The record is from RefSeq and is a predicted model, not a curated record. Gene Ontology annotation, cellular component: extrinsic component of cytoplasmic side of plasma membrane. The transcript has 13 exons. Gene Ontology annotation, molecular function: non-membrane spanning protein tyrosine kinase activity; signaling receptor binding; ATP binding. The coding region runs from base 619 to 2136 and encodes 505 amino acids.
CUUCCUCUCAGCGCUGCUGGGGGAGAGCGAGCGAGAGCGAGCCUUUGUCCGGAGGAGGAAGCGCCCUGCUUGAAACCCGGGGGUAGGAGGAGCGGUGUGUGUGCGCGCGGACGGGCGAGCCUUUCUGGAAAGAGGCGCGGCCGCCGCUGAGCUGGGCGGCCCCUCUGCGCGACGGGCCGCGUCGGACAGACUUCUUCCCGGUCCGGAAUCUGCUCACCACCCCCCAGCAUUUAUCGCGGCAGACUGCGCGGUCGGACGGCAGAAGACACUGUCGGAGAGCAGCCGCCGCCGCCGCCGCACCAGCAGCAGCCUCGCGGGGCAGAGACCUCCGCUUCUCUCUGGCAGGACUUGGGCGCUUCGCUCCGGUCGGAGAUGCUCCAAGCGCCCGAAGUGGAGGAGCAGGCGGGCUGCUGAGGACGCGCCGUCGGGCUCGGUGGAAGCAAGCAGUGAAGAGGCGGCCGGGAAGCGGCGAGCAGCGCGCCGGGGAAGCAGACGCCGUCGCUGGGCUACCUCGGCAGCCGCGGCUCCUCCCGCGAAGAAGGAGGGGAGGCGACGGGGCACGGACAGUCCGCCGGGCAGGCUGCCGCUCCUGAGUCUCCGGAGGGGAGAGCGCAGAGGAUGGGCUGUAUAAAAUCUAAGGAACUCAGCCUUCAUGGAAAGGUCUCCAGAGCCAAUUCAAACUCCAGCCUCCAACAGGGACAUUACGUGAAAGACCCCACGUUCAAGAACAACAGAGUUACCAAAACACCCAGCAAGGUGCCAUACCCAGGAAAUGAUGGUCCAGAUGAGCCCGUCGUCCUGGCCCUUUAUGAUUAUGAGGCCAUGCACAAGGAAGACCUGAGCUUUCAGAAGGGAGAACAUCUCCAAAUCCUCGAAGAGUCAGGCGAGUGGUGGAGAGCAAAGGCGCUAUCGACGGGAAAAGAAGGCUACAUCCCUAGCAAUUAUGUUGCCAGGGUGAACUCGCUGGAGACAGAAGAGUGGUUUUUCAAAGGUGUCAGCCGGAAGGAUGCAGAGCGGCAGCUGCUGGCUCCUGGGAAUUUCCUAGGCUCCUUCAUGAUACGCGACAGUGAGACCACUCAAGGGAGUUACUCUCUGUCUGUCAGAGAUUUUGACAACCAGAACAAGAUGGACACUGUGAAACAUUACAAGAUCCGGACGCUCGACAGUGGCGGCUUCUUCAUCUCCCCUCGGAACAGCUUCAACACUCUCCAGGAACUGGUCACCCAUUAUAAGGGCCAAAGUGAUGGGCUGUGCCAAAAGCUGACUUUCCCUUGUGUGGCGCCAAAGCCUCAGAAACCUUGGGAGAAAGAUGCUUGGGAAAUCCCCCGGGACUCCCUGAAACUGGAGAAGAAACUUGGAGCUGGGCAGUUUGGAGAAGUCUGGAUGGCCACCUACAAUAGACACACAAAAGUGGCAGUAAAAACCAUGAAGCCAGGAAGCAUGUCCUUGGAAGCUUUCCUGGAAGAGGCCAACAUCAUGAAGACCCUGCAGCAUGACAAACUGGUCAAGCUGAAUGCAGUAGUGACCAAGGAAGAGCCCAUCUACAUCAUCACUGAAUUCAUGGAGAAAGGCAGCUUGCUGGAUUUCUUGAAAAGUGACGAAGGGCAUUUGCUGAUGCUUCCAAAACUGAUCGACUUCUCUGCCCAGAUCGCAGAAGGCAUGGCUUUCAUCGAGCAGAGGAAUUACAUCCAUCGGGACUUGAGAGCCGCUAACAUCCUGGUCUCAGGAAUGCUAGUGUGCAAGAUUGCUGAUUUCGGCUUGGCCAGGGUGAUUGAGGAUAAUGAAUACACAGCCCGGGAAGGUGCCAAAUUUCCCAUCAAAUGGACAGCACCUGAAGCCAUCAACUAUGGCUGCUUCACAAUAAAAUCAGAUGUCUGGUCCUUUGGGGUCCUCUUGACGGAGAUCAUUACCUAUGGGCGGACCCCAUAUCCAGGGAUGUCGACCCAUGAAGUGAUCCGUGCCCUUGAGCGUGGCUAUCGGAUGCCCCGGACAGAAGGCUGCCCAGAGGAGCUCUAUGAAAUUAUGAUGCGGUGUUGGCAGAAGAAGCCAGAGGAGCGCCCAACGUUUGAGUACAAUCAGAGCAUCUUGGAGGACUUCUUCACUGCCACAGAAAGUCAGUAUCAGCAACAGCCUUAAAACGGAGGGAUGACAAGACUGUGGAGCAGGAACAUCCCUGCGAAAUGAUGCUACAGAAAGCUAACCAAGUUGCUAUCGCUGCCCUGGGCCUCCAUCCCCUGAGCCACUGGGGCAGACUGGGGGGGCCACUAAGUGGACUCUGCAGCCCAUCCAACAUGAGCAAUCCUUGCGUUCUCUCGGGCUUAUAGAAUGCUGAACAAACUCCAGAAUUGGCAGGGGCCAAUUUGAAGGGAAGCUGGUGUGCAUUUUUGAUUUGGUCUCAAGGCUUUGUUGCCAACAGGAGAGCCACUGAGCUUCCCCCGAGAAAUGCCUGAAAUCUAUGGCUGGUGUGAUGGAGAGAUUCUGAGUGGCUUCACACAACACACAAGAAGCCGAAUGGCUGGCAGAGCUCGGCAGAGAGCCCAGUUUCCAGUUGUGUGUGUGUGUGGGGGGGGCGCAAUAUGUUGACAUUGGUCAUGUUGUACAACCCUGCCAGUAUCUUCAUGAGAACAGCCCUGCUGGAUCAGGCCCAAGAAGGCCUAUCUAGUCCAGUACCUUGUUUCACACAGCGGCCCAUCAGAUGCCUCUGGGAAGCCCACAGGCAGGAGUUGAGGGCAUGCCCUCUUUUCUGCUGUUACUCCCCUGCAACUCAUAUUCUGAGGCAUCGUGCCUCGGAGGCUGGAGGUGGCCUAUAGCCACCAGACUAGUAGCCAUUGAUAGACCUGACCAGCAUGAAUUUGUCGAAGCCCCUCUUGAAGCUAUCCAAGCUAGUGGCCAUCACAUCUUGUGGCAGAUAAUUCCAUAGAUUAAUUAUGCACUGUGUGAAAAAGUACUUCCUUCUGGCAGUCAAUUUCAUGGGAUGACCCCUGGUUCUUGAGUUGUGUGAGAGGGAGAAAAAUCUCUCUCUACCCCCCAUCUCCACACCAUGCAUAAUUUUAUAGAUCUAUAUCAUGUCUCCCCUUAGUCUAAACCAGGCCUGCUCCACUUAGGCCCCCUCAGCUGUAUUUGGCCUACAGUUCCCAUAAUCUCCAGCCACGGUGGCCAAUAACCAGAGAUUGUGGAAAUUGUAGGCCAACAUCUGCAGGAGGGAUGAAGUUGAGCAGGUCUGGACUCUAAACUGAAAAGCCCCAGAUGUUGUAGCCUUGCCUUAGAGGGAAGGUUCUCUAGGUCCCUGAUGAUCUUGGUUGCCCUCUUCUGCACCGUCUCCAGUUCUACAGUGUCCCUUUUGAGAUACUGUGACCAGAACUGUACACAGUACUCCAAAUGUGACUGCACCAUAGAUUUGUAUAAUGGCAUUAGUGAUCCUGAGCAUGGAAUUUGCCUUCUUCACAGCUGCCACACACGGAGUCAACACUUUCAACCUGCUGUCCACCACAAUCCCAGUCAGUCACCAAUUAUAGCUCAGAUACCACCAGUGUAGAUGUGGUUGGGGCUUUCCCCCCCAAUAUGCAUCACUUUACACUUAUAUUGUGCUUGACUUGCAGUUCCAAACCAAGAUUUGAAGUUGUAACAGAGGUUUGGUUCAAAACCGCCCGUUGAGUGGAAUACGCUGACAUUGGUGGAUUGGUUUGUGUUGUCAGAUGUCUGUAUAUCACGCGUACUCCCAUGGAAGUCUCUGGAAACCGGCAGUUCGGCUUUUUGCGUGUCAUGUGAAGCUGCCGUGUGUGUGUGUACACCUGCGAGUUGGCCAUUGAACUAGCCCAAAAACUUCCUCAACUGACCAGUCAAAUAAAGGUCUUGUAUUUAAAGCAUUAAUUAAUUUUCACUUGCCGGGUGGUGACUCAGGAGUUGGCCUUCUCUGUAGUCACCUCUAGGCUGUGGAAUGUGCUCCCUAUUAGACACCUGUGGUUUCACCUUGCCAACCUUUAAAACAGCCCUUGAUACGUUUUUUCAGCCAGGCUUUCAGUCAUCUUUGAAUGUUUUAAAUUUUUAAAUUGCUGUUUUUAACAGUUUGUUUUGGUUUUUUGUGUGUUUAUUUUUGUGAACUGCCUAGAGCCUUUGGGGUCAGGCGGUAAAUAAAUAAAUAAAUAGCAGUGCAAUCCUAUGAACAUAAGAAGAGCCCUGCUGGAUCAGGCCCAAGGCCCAUCUAGUCCAGCAUCCUGUUUCGUGCCUCUGAGGCUGCAGAUGGCCCACAGCCACCAAACUAGUAGCCAUUGAUAGAUCUUUCCACCAUGAACCUGUCUAAACCCCUUUUAAACCCAUCCAAUCUUUAAUGUGUGUUUACUCAGAAGUAAGUCCCACUGUGUUCAUUGGCACUUACUCCUGGUAAGUGUGUUUAGGAUUACAGCCUUAGUACUACUACAAAUAUUUAAUAUUCCGCUCUUCAACCAAAGUUCUCAAAGUAGUUUACUUAAAAAAUAAUAAUAAUACAUAAAAGAGAUGGUCUCCUGAGCCUAAAGGGCUCACAACCUAAAAAGAAAGAGAAGGUGGGCACCAGCAACAGCUACUGGAGGGAUGCUGUGCUGGGGCUGGAUAGGGCCAGUUGCUUUCCCCCUGCUAAAUAUAAGAGUAUCACCACUUUGAAAGGUGCCUUUAGAAGAAAGAAUUAUGCUAAUCACAAAGCUCCAAGUUAGUAACAAGUAUGAGACAAUGAUAUUAAAUUCUACAUUGCCAUAACAGCUAUUUAUUUACAGCCAACCAUAUUAUGCAAAUGUAUGCCAAUGAUAUUCAAAAGAUCAAGCAGUUCUUCUUGGCUUUUACUUGGAGUGCCAGGGUGAGCUCACACCUUGUCUAAAACAAAGCCAAAUGAACCAAGCAUGUCCAGCUACUAUCAAUGUCUGGUUUAAAAUGUAAGUUUGGGGCAGUAUAAAAAUAUGUUGAAUAUGUGACUCUGGGCCAGUCACUUCUCUCUCAGCCUAACCUACUUCACAGGGUUGUUGUGAGGAGAAACUCAAGUAUGUAGUACACCGCUCUGGGCUCCUUGGAGGAAGAGCGGGAUAAAAAAUAGAUAAAAAACCAAUAGCAGCCGUAGCGCUUGGUGAGCGGGAGAAAAGAGAGCUGGCCCCCUGCAUUUUUCACUGGGUGGAAUAUUUGAGUGCACUCACAUAACAGGUGGCCGAUUGACAAUAUGUGAUAAAUAUUCCCGUGUGUGUGUGCGUGUACAAGAGGUUUACAAGCCAUGGAAGAGCAUCAGAGAGCAUCCUUCUCUCUUGUGCUGCAUUGCCUCUAGCAAUACUCAGCUGUGGCUCAUCCUAAGGAGUUGGCGGUGGGGGGGGGUGCCAGAUGAGGAGCAGCUGCCUCUGGUUCCCAGCAACUCCGGUUGUGCCUCUCCCCCCCAUCCUGCCCCAGCCUAAGGAGCCUCUGCUGGCAGUACUUUUGCAUCUCUGCAUACAAGCAGCAUCCCUGAUGGAAAAAUCCUUGAGUUCCUCGGGACCAGGGUCUUUACUUGCAGUGUCCAACAACAGUAAAAAAUGGCUGGGUUUUCAGCAUGAGACACUCUUCGCAUCCGCUGUUUUGUUGUUCUUGUCUUUAAAACACAGCAACAAGAUGGCUGGGUUUAAAAAAAAUAUAUCAGUUACGUCCACUUAUCUGCAGCUUCACAACUUCAGUGCAAAAUAAAUUUGGCAAUUUGUGUGGGGUUAGGUGUAGCAAGCAAAGUUGGAGUGGGCCCUGGGGCAAAAGUGAAGAUGGAGCCUUGUCCCCCUCCCCAGUUUCUCCUCUCCCCAACCCCCAACCCCACGUCUUUGCUGCCGAAGAAGUGUAAGGACAUAGUGAAAAACAAAACCUUCUCGGCAUGCCCUUUCUCUCACUCCUAAGCAAAUAAUAUCACACGUUCCCCAUGCAUGCAGACUUUCUCACAGAAUUUUUUUUUAAACCCACAUAUAGCUAAAUAUAUAUUUCCUUGAGAGGGCUUGUCUUUUUUGAAGCCCAGAUGAGUUUUUCGACUGAGGAAGCAACGGCAUACCAGAGCAAAGAGCGGUUACCCAGGGGCCUAGGAACAUUUGUUUUCCCGCCUCCUUUUUUCCAGUUAUGGCUAUGUCCCUUAAUUUUUCCCCCCAUUGAAAAGAUGGCUAAGAAGUGCAAAGCUCUAACCCCACUUCUGUAUACACUGGAGAAAUAACCUCACGUUUGAUUAAAAGAAAAAGUUUUACCAAAUGGCAGAGUGAGUAUUCCAUUCUGUUUCAGAAACGGCACAGAGUCUGCACAUCCCCUCUCCCCGCUUUCCGAAACCCCACCUUGCCAUCCAGUCAACCUCUUUCUUUUUAAUCAUUUUGUCAGUCCAUUUUCCUUAGUGUCUUUUGUGGUGUUUAAUGUAUUGUCCACAAGCUGCUCUCAAAGCAGGUGAAAUACUCAGUCUCCAAGUUGGGAGGUUUACAUUUUUAAUGUUGGUGAAAGCUGUGGGAAUCUUUUCCAUUCACUAACUGAAAUGCACUGGCAGACAGAGUGUCUGGGUUGCUUCGGCACCUAAACCCACAGCUCUGCAAAAACAGGAUGGGUAGGAAAAAAUGGAAUAUGACUUUAAGGAUAUUUACUUUGUAUUGUGAUGUAAAUGUUGUGAUGUAAAGAGUUUGCAUGUUUUGUGAUAAGUACAAGAUGCUAAAUCUGUCUUUGGCUGUGUCUUCUGGCCAUAAGCAUCAUCGUUUUGGAACUGUGGAUUUGGAAGCAACUUUGUGCUUAACAGUGCCAGUUUAAACCAUCUCACUUGCAAUGGGAUAUCCUACACAAGGGUACUGUACUCAGAAAUAAGUCCACUGACUCCAGUGGUAUGUGCAGCCAAGUAAAUGUGUCCAUGGGAAGCUACUGUGGCCUCAGACCCUUGGUCCAUCUCGCUCAUCGUUGUCUGCACUGACAGCCGCUUUCCAGGGUUCUAGGCAAAAAGGGGUCAUUCCCAGCCCUACUGGAGAUGCCAGGGGUUGAACCUGAAACCUCCUGGGCGCUUUCCAGAUUAGACCCUAAAAUGGGGUCAGGGUGUACCUUUGAAGUGUGCUUCCACACUUCCUGUGUUGUGACAUCGCAGUCCCGACGCUGACCGCAGGAUGCUGUUCAUAUGUCGGAUGGCUUAUGUCGAAUUUAAUCGCAGCAAUUUAGUGCUAUGAUGUCAUUUAUCUGGCACAGAAAAGGUGUUGUUAUUUUUCGUGAGACUGCUCCCCCUGCAGGUUUUACGUUUUGACUGUGAUUUGUCUGAACAAGGCAUUUAGCCACUUUUGAGCAGCUAAUCUGGAAAGCGCCCUGUGUGCAGAACGGAUGCUCCUCCACUAAACUGCAGCCCCCACUCCCCGGCCUCCCCUGGGCGUUCUGCAAAAUGCUACAGUCUCCCACCUCAGGUACUUGGCUUGCCCAGGCCAGCAACUCCCUCUCCAAGGUGGGGAGGACCCCAAGCAUAUCACACCGCCAAGCCUUGCCUCUUGUGACCUUCAGGCCAAAGGUCUGAAGCUCAAGUUAAUGAAUUCUCAGGGUUGUGUGUAUGAACAGUCUGAAUUUUCUAAUAGGUUUUCUGAUUCUCCAAUUUCCUUGAAUAACAUUCCAAACUAUAAUUAACUAGUAUGUGUGCCUUUUUAAAUGUUAUAUUUGUUAAAUAAAUUACUUCUGAUCAGU